Mus musculus (house mouse) is the source of this 5525-nucleotide messenger RNA. It is a transcript of the gene Plekha5, whose product is annotated as pleckstrin homology domain containing, family A member 5. Gene Ontology annotation, cellular component: cytosol; cytoplasm. Lineage: Eukaryota; Metazoa; Chordata; Mammalia; Rodentia; Muridae. The record is from RefSeq and is a predicted model, not a curated record. The transcript is spliced from 31 exons. Bases 1533 to 4655 code for a protein of 1040 amino acids.
GCCCUCCUUCCUCAGCGGCGGCGGCAGCACAAGGCGGCGGCGGCGGCGGCCGGGGAGCAGACAUGGCGGCCGACCUGAACCUGGAGUGGAUCUGCUCGCUGCCGCGCUCCUGGACGUACGGGAUCACUAGGGGCGGCCGCGUCUUCUUCAUCAACGAGGAGGCCAAGAGCACCACCUGGCUACACCCGGUCACCGGCGAGGCCGUGGUCACCGGGCACCGGCGGCAGAGCACAGAUUUGCCCACUGGCUGGGAAGAAGCAUAUACGUUCGAAGGUGCAAGAUACUAUAUAAACCACAAUGAAAGGAAAGUGACCUGCAAGCAUCCGGUUACAGGACAGCCAUCCCAAGACAACUGUAUCUUUGUUGUGAAUGAUCAGACUGUUGCAACCAUGACGUCCGAAGACAAGAAGGAACGACCCAUAAGUAUGAUAAAUGAAGCUUCCAAUUACAACAUGGCUUCAGAUUAUGCAGUGCAUCCCAUGAGCCCUGUGGGCAGGACCUCGCGGGCCUCCAAAAAGGUUCAUAAUUUUGGGAAAAGGUCCAAUUCAAUUAAAAGGAACCCUAAUGCACCUGUGGUCCGGCGUGGCUGGCUGUAUAAGCAGGACAGCACCGGCAUGAAGCUGUGGAAGAAGCGCUGGUUUGUGCUCUCUGACCUUUGCCUUUUCUAUUACCGAGAUGAGAAGGAGGAGGGUAUUUUGGGAAGUAUCCUGUUGCCUAGUUUUCAGAUAGCCAUGCUCACUGCUGAGGACCACAUCAAUCGCAAAUAUGCUUUUAAGGUAAGGAAACGUGCGUGCAGUGUUUGAAGCUUUAAAGAACAGAUACUGACCCAUAAACUAUUGUACAAAAGAACUCCCAGUAGCCAUGUGUGCAUCUAAAGUGUUUUGGUGGUGCUAGAGAGAUGGUUCAGUGGUCCAGAGCACUAACUGCUCUUCUGGAGAACCUGGGUUUAAUUGCCAGUGCCACAUAGAGCUCACAACUGUGACUCCAAUACCAAAGAAUCCAGUGCCCUCUUCUGUCACAGACACACAUGCAGGCAAAACACUCAUGCACAUAAAGUAAAAUUCAAAAAUAGAGCAUAAGGGUUAGCGAUGUUACUGUCCUUUUAGGAAGCACGUACUAGCAUGGCACAAUGAAUUCAUGGAUGGCUGUAGAUCUCUGUUCUCAGUUAUUAUUUCCUCAGAUGAAAUAUUUGGGAAGAGUAUUGGAAGCCAUAGCUCUUCAUUAUGACAUGUUCGCAGACUCUUUGGGAUAGCCUUAAAGAGAUUCUCAAGUACACAAUGCUCGGAUCCCACCUAGUGCGGGCCUUUUGCUAAGAAUAUGUUGCAUUGGGAUUCACCGUGAAGCUAAAAGAGAAGUCAGUUAAAGAGAAAUGUUUAACAAUCUGCAGUGUUAAAAUAGCAAUAAAAGCGGCCACUGCACUUGGUAUAGAUUUUCUGUGAUAUGAGUUUGAUUUGUUGUGUCUUUUGCCUGUAACAGUAGUAAUCACUGUUUCAACUUUUCUUUUGUGGUAUUUCACCUAAAUUCCGAGCUGUAUGACUGCAUUUCUUGAUGUUGAGUCUGCUCCUGUCGGCAUGGCAGCCCACCCAAACAUGCGGACCUAUUAUUUCUGCACCGAUACAGGAAAGGAGAUGGAGCUGUGGAUGAAGGCCAUGUUAGAUGCUGCUCUGGUGCAGACAGAACCUGUGAAAAGAGUGGACAAGAUUACAACUGACAGUGCAUCAACCAAAGAAACCAAUAACAUUCCCAACCACAGAGUUCUCAUUAGACCCGAGGUCCAAAACCAUCAGAAGAAUAAGGAAAUCAGCAAAAUUGAAGAAAAAAGGGCCUUAGAAGCUGAAAGAUACGGAUUUCAGAAGGACGGGCAAGAUAGACCAUUAACAAAAAUUAACAGUGUGAAGUUGAACUCCCUGCUAUCAGAAUAUGAAAGCGGGCCAGACUGCCCACCUCAGAAUGUACACUACAGACCCAUCAAUGUGAAUAGUUCUGACGGCAAAGCGGUGAAUGUCAGCUUGGCAGAUGUCCGGGGUGGGAGUCACCCAAAUGCAGGGCCCCUAGCCACAGAGGCCGACCGAGUCAUUCAGAGAACGAAUUCAAUGCAACAGCUAGAGCAGUGGAUUAAAGUCCAGAAAGGACGGGGUCUUGAAGAAGAGCCCAGAGGAGUAAUUUCUUAUCAAACAUUGCCAAGAAAUAUGCCAAGCCACAGAGCCCAGAUCCUGGCCCGCUGCCCUGAAGGUUACCGGACACUCCCGAGAAACAGCAAGACCAGACCUGAGAGUAUCUGCAGCGUAACCUCUUCUGGUCAUGAGAAGACAGGGCCGGGAGCAGAAGAGAAGCGGCGAUCCAUGAGAGAUGACACCAUGUGGCAGCUGUACGAGUGGCAGCAGCGCCAGUUUUACCACAAGCAGAGCACCCUCCCUCGGCACGGCUGCCUGAGCAGUCCCAAAGCCAUGGUGCAGGUGUCUGACCAGACGAUGCACUCCAUCCCCACGUCACCUUCCCAUGGGUCAGCAGCUGCUUACCAGGGCUUCUCCCCUCAGCGGACGUACAGGUCAGAAGUGACCUCGCCCAUCCAGAGAGGAGAUGUGACGAUAGACCGCAGGCACAGGCCUCAUCACCCUAAGCAUGUCUAUGUAGCUGACAGAAGGUCAAUGCCAGCUGGCUUAACUUUACAGGCUGUUAGUCCCCAGAGCCUCCAAGGCAGAACGCCAGAGGAGCUCACACUGCUGCUAAUAAAGCUGAGACGGCAGCAGGCAGAGCUGAGUAGUGUCCGGGAGCACACCUUAGCACAGCUCAUGCAGCUGAAACUUGAGGCCCACAGCCCAAAGAAUGAGAUUCUUUCACAUCAUCUCCAAAGGAACACCAUAUAUUUGGAUCAUCAGAUGAAAGAAAAUGAACCUAUUAUCACCAUGGUUCACACAAUGAUUGAGAACUCGGCGCUAAGACCACAACUGUACCAACAAUUCUUAAGACAGAAGAACAAGAUAAGUCUCUAUUGUCUGUCACAAGAUGAAUGUAGAGGCACAUUAUACAAAUACAGACCUGAAGAAGCAGGUAUUGAUGCCAAAUUAAGCAGAUUGUGUGAACAGGAUAAAGUGGUCCGAGCGCUGGAGGAGAAGCUGCAGCAGCUGCACAAGGAGAAAUACACGCUUGAGCAAGCCUUGCUGUCAGCCAGCCAAGAGAUAGAGAUGAAUGCUGAUAACCCAGCUGCCAUUCAAACUGUGGUGUUGCAGAGGGAUGACCUGCAAAACGGACUGCUGAGCACGUGUCGGGAACUCUCCCGAGCCACUGCUGAGCUGGAACGAGCCUGGAGAGAAUAUGACAAGUUGGAAUAUGAUGUGACUGUUACCAGGGACCAGAUGCAGGGUCAGCUCGACCGCCUUGGAGAAGUGCAGAGUGAGUCGGCAGGAAUUCAACGGGCACAGAUUCAAAAGGAGCUCUGGAGAAUUCAAGAUGUCAUGGAGGGGUUGAGCAAACACAAACAGCAAAGAGGCUCUUCAGAAACAGUAGGUCUGGCAGGAUCAAAGCCUUUCUCAUCAGUUAAGUACAAGAGCGAGGAAGAGGAAGUAGUCCCACCUCGGCCUCCACUUCCUCGGUCUUAUGACUUUACAGAGCAGCCUCCCAUAAUCCCCCCUCUGCCCAGUGAUAGCAGCUCCUUGCUCUGUUAUAGCAGGGGCCCCGUGCAUCUGCCUGAAGACAAGAAGAUUCAUCAAGUUCAAGGAUAUCCAAGAAAUGGAUCUCACUGUGGUCCAGAUUAUAGACUCUACAAGAGUGAGCCAGAGUUAACCACAGUGGCAGAAGUCGAUGAAUCUAACGGAGAAGAAAAGUCAGAGCCAGUUUCUGAGACAGAAGCUCCAGUCGUUAAAGGUUCCCAUUUUCCAGUCGGAGUUCCUCUGAGAACAAAGUCACCCACACCCGAGUCCUCCACGAUAGCUUCCUAUGUGACCUUGAGGAAGACUAAGAAGAUGGUGGAGCUAAGAACGGAAAGACCAAGAAGUGCCGUGGAGCAGCUGUGUCUGGCUGAGAGUGCUCGACCUAGAAUGACUGUGGAAGAGCAGCUAGAGAGGAUCAGGAGACACCAGCAGGCCUGCCUGAGGGAGAAGAAGAAGGGGCUGAGUGUCCUCGGUGCUUCCGACCCGUCAGACGUGAGGGACAGUCCACUCAGGCUUACUCAGACUCUAAGGAGGGAUGAUAACGUUAAGGAGCUAGACACCGUCCACAGAGAAAAUGAUGUAAAGCCAGACUACGAGACUCCAGCAGCACAGUGUGCUCACCUAGAAGACGCUGAACCCCAGAAUGCAGACAUCGGCAGAAAGCUAAAAAGAUCUGAAAUGCUUUACACACCUGAACCAAAUGGAAUGGCUUCUGAGGAAGUGACGGAGAAGGAAAGACAGAAAGAGCAGGUGCAUGCCGAUGGGUCAUGCAGCCCUCAGGAAGAGACGGCCAUGACAGAGCAUCAGAUGGAAGGCCCCCCUGAGGAAGCAGAGAGUCUUCAUGAGGAGGAAGAAACUCUUGCUUCCUGUGAGCCAGCUCCUGAGAUUCCUAGGGAGAAUCAAACCACAGUGAGAAGUCUGUCCCCGUCUCCUGACUCCUCCACGGCAGCAGAUCCGCCCACUCCUCCACAGCUCAGGGAAGGAUCGCAUUUCAUGUGUGUGUAGUCGCAGAACUGCACUGGCGUCUGUUGAGAGCUCACAGAGCUGAAGCUGUGGACCUCAGUGGUGUAAGAAGAUGUACAAUAUACCUUAACUCUAUGAAAUUCAUAGUUCGGAUGCUGCUGACCACAGAGCAUCAUUUUAUCACCUUUGGAAAAUGUUUAUUCCAAACUAGCUUUAAUGGCCCGUACGUGCACUCCGUAGUGUCAAGGUCACCGUCCUCCGCAGUCCGCCCACCCGCCCGCUUGCUGCUAUUUGAGUUCAGAGCGUAUCAGUCAGGUGCUUUCUCCCUCAUGCUCCAUCAGAGCUUGCUUGGUUGCAGUUCCCAGGUCUGGAUGCUUAAGUCUCAGUGAACUUGGGUCUCUUGCUUUUCAGUGAGGCUAUGCUUUCCUUCGAAGCUUGUUUGCUUCCCUCCUUUUUUCUUCCCAUUUUGGCUUCUGCAGUACUUCAUUUGACACUUGAUUUGUAAAAAUUUUAUAUAAAUAUAUUUAAAAUGUGCCAUUUUCUCACUGCUCAGUGAAGUCUGUCCUGUUUUCUGCUCUAACCCCUCCUCAGUGAGACUGCACCAUCAGCAGUCCCUGCCUCGCUCCGUCUGCUUCCACACAAAUGCUGUUGCUUAGCUUUCCUUUCAAAAGCCAAACAAUUACAAGCGUAGGUAUUUUGAAGUACUGGACAUUUAUGUCAUUGGGAUAGAUGUGUACAGCAAUAAGCAGGCUUUUAGAUCCAGUACUUGGUUUGUGUACAGAUGUAAUUAUGUUCAUUGUGUGGAAGUUACACAGUGAACACAUGUAAUAAGGCUGCUUACUAGAGUUUAAUGCAAAUGUUCAUAGCUCAUUUCUUUUUUUAUCAUGUUAAAUAAAUGUUGAUGUUCUUAAA